AUGAACAAAAAUGGAACAGCUAAAAUGAAUGAUAAUCAAAUAAGAGCCGAAGGUAGAAGGUUAUUUAAACGCUUCUAUAACAUUCCUGAUGGUGUUAAUCCUAAAACUCGUAGAAGUUAUUUAAAUGAAGCCAUAGAUGCAUAUGAAGGAUUUGACAUUUCAUCAGAAAGUGAGAGGUUAGCAAGAAUGUUAAAUGUUAAUAUUGAUUUCUAUUAUUGUGAUCCUCAACCAGAAGACGUAGACAUUAACAAGGUAGACUUUCCAUUAGUGGAUUCAAUAAUGAUAGAUCCAGAAUUUGAAACAGUAAAUAUUUUAUUAACACAGAGUCCAUGUGGAAAACUUCACGCUGACAGAAUAACAGACGUUGAAGCACUCACAGGAUAG
Trichomonas vaginalis G3 is the source of this 384-nucleotide messenger RNA. RefSeq lists its product as uncharacterized. The record is from RefSeq and is a predicted model, not a curated record. The transcript has a single exon. The coding region runs from base 1 to 384 and encodes 127 amino acids. NCBI's taxonomy places the organism in Eukaryota, Parabasalia, Trichomonadida, Trichomonadidae.